Messenger RNA from Acanthaster planci (crown-of-thorns starfish), 6893 nucleotides. RefSeq names its product very low-density lipoprotein receptor-like. Gene Ontology annotation, cellular component: plasma membrane; signaling receptor complex. The record is from RefSeq and is a predicted model, not a curated record. Lineage: Eukaryota; Metazoa; Echinodermata; Asteroidea; Valvatida; Acanthasteridae. Gene Ontology annotation, molecular function: protein binding; calcium ion binding.
CAGGCAUGCCGGGCCCGCGCGCGGUGCCGGCUUGAUCAGAAUACGUUACGGCUUGGUAGAAAACAACGCAUCUUGGAGUGCUCAGAAAUCAGUCGAGGAAAUACAUCGAUUUUCUAACAUUUGGCGCUUUUCUUUGCAUCAACAAUGGAACAUACGUUGAGAUUACUAUCUGCAUUACUUUUGGUGUUACUUGUGCUAUGCUUUCGAGGAGUAAGAAGUCAAUGCGGACCGGAUCAAUUCAAGUGCGAGAACGGGAAAUGUAUCCCACAGAUUUGGACUUGUGACCAGGAAGAUGAUUGUGGCGACAGCUCUGAUGAGAACGAUUGUCCACCCAGGACCUGUAGCUCUACCGAGUUUGAAUGUAGGAGUGAGCAUUGCAUCCCUGGAAGAUGGCACUGUGAUGGAGAUCUAGAUUGUGCAGAUGGCUCAGAUGAGGAUGCUACUAGAUGUGCCCAAAAGACCUGCCGUGCUGACCAGUUCAGCUGUGGGGAGAGUAGCACUUGUAUCCCAAGAAGUUGGGUGUGUGAUCACGACCUAGACUGCGAUAAUGGCUUAGAUGAGAGGGAUUGUGCGGAUGUGACUUGCCAGGCCAAUGAAUUCACCUGCAGUAACCAGAAAUGCAUCACACUUCGUUGGCACUGUGAUCACGAAGACGACUGUGGGGACAACUCGGACGAGCAAGGCUGCCCUGAGCCCACCUGUGCCCCCACCGAGUUCCGCUGCAACAACUCCCUCUGCAUCCCGCAGCGCUGGGUCUGUGACGGCGACAGCGACUGCUUGGACCAUUCAGAUGAGCCGGCUUCAUGUGAGGCUGAGCCCUCCACGCCAUGCUCCAACAGGGAGUUUGCCUGCGCCAAUGGGGAUUGUAUUCAUGAGUCUUGGAAUUGUGAUGGCGACAGGGACUGCACAGAUGGAUCAGAUGAACUGGAUUGUCAUCUGGAGACAUGUGCUGGUUUUCAGUUCACCUGUAACAAUGGACUGUGUAUUGAUGGAUCCAAACAGUGUGACUCUGUGCGUGACUGUGUAGAUGGCUCUGAUGAAUUGGGAUGCUCAGUGCCGCCUAGUCAGUGUGCUGAGCAUACCGAGUUUCAGUGUCACAAUGGAGCCUGCAUUUCAAUGGAUUUGGUGUGUAACCAGGUCAAUGACUGUGGCAGUUGGGAGGACGAACCCCUGCAGGCGCAAGGCGGUUGCAAUAUCAAUGAGUGUGACGUUGACAGUGGGGGCUGCCAUCAAAUCUGUAACGACCUCCCCAUUGGUUACUACUGCUCAUGUCGCGAUGGCUAUGAGCUGGUGGACGGUCAGUGUGUGGACAUCAAUGAAUGUAAGACUAUCCCGGGCAUCUGCAGCCAGCGCUGCGACAACCUGGAAGGUAGCUACAAGUGCACCUGUGACGAAGGCUACCUGAUUGAACACCAUGGCCAGUUCUGCCGCGCCUUGGGACCUGAGCCGCAAAUCAUCUUUGCCAACCGACACGACAUCCGAAGAUUUGACAUCCACUCCCAACACUACCGUCCUCUGUACUCCAACCUAGAAAGUGCUGUGGCUUUGGACUUUGAUGUACAAACAGGCUCACUUCUGUGGACAGAUGUCGGCGACGAGAAAAUCUACAAGGGCUCAAUCAGUGGUGCUGAUACAAGUGCCCCAGUCACACUGAUGGACCGUGUGGAAACUGCUGAUGGCAUCGCCAUGGACUGGAUCUACCGUAAGGUUUACUGGACCGACACUGGUAAUAACUCGGUGGGUGUGACGUGCUUCAACACUGGUGACACCAAGACCCUCUACACUGAAAACAUUGAUGAGCCAAGAGCCAUCGUUGUGGAUCCAGAAACUGGGUUUAUGUUCUGGACUGAGUGGGGACAGAACCCAAGUAUUGAAAGGGCGGGUAUGAAUGGCAACUUCCGCCAGUCAAUUGUCACAGUGGAGGUGGCCUGGCCCAAUGGCAUCGCCAUUGACUAUGCCAGCGAGAGUCUAUACUGGAUCGACGCCAAGCUUCACACUCUCAGUACUGUGGAUUUCAAUGGCAACAACCGCCGCACCAUCCUCAACAGCCCCUCCCUGCUACCCCACCCCUUUUCCAUUUCUGUCUUUGAGGACCACGUCUACUGGACUGACUGGCAGAGAGAGUGCAUCACUCGGGCCAACAAGUUCACUGGGAUGGAUCGCGAGACCUUGCUGACCACGCUUUAUUCACCAAUGGACAUUCAAGUGUACCAUCCACUCAGACAACCAAACCGCACAUCAAACCGCUGCGGCAGCAACAAUGGUGGUUGUUCCCACCUUUGUGUGGCAACCCCCCAGAUCACUGAGAGCUCCGCCCCUUACACCUGCCUUUGCCCUGAUGGAGUUGACCUCAUUUCAGAUAUGCGCACCUGUCGUGGGUCUUUCCCCAAACCCAUCGACCCGAGUCCAUCAACUUCCCCCAUCAACCCUAAGCCAACACCCUCCAACCCUAAGCCCAACCCUGUCACCAAAUUCCCGACCACAACCAUGGGCAACAACAUUGGCACUAAGCCAGGCAAAAAGACGCCAUCUGGUGAGAACAACGAGGGCAACGAGAUCAACCCUGUGCCUCAGUCGGGAGAUCACACACCUGUCUCUGUCAUCGUUCCCGUCACUAUCGUCAUCUUCGUCAUCUUGUGCAUUUUGGUCCUGGGGAUUGUCUUUGUAUACAGGAAAUAUUUUAGAAACAGCAAGCGCACAAUGCAUUUUGACAAUCCAGUUUACCGCAAGACAACAGAAAACCAGUUUUGUCUAUCCCAACCCCAGACUUACGAGCACAACCCAGGCAAAGCAUACAAGCCUAUCAUGAACCCAGAUGACAUAGCAUGAUGUCACCAAGAAACCACGGAAAACUAGGAUUCGUCAUCGAUGCAGUCAAAGUCAUCUUUUGUCAGGCAUGUCCCUUGUUCCCUUGUCCUUCCAUGUUUAGAGUUUAGAAAAAAGUUGAACAUUCAAAAAUACAAAAAAAGGUUGCAUAGGAAUUACUAAUACGGUGUCAUUCCGGCCAGAAGCUUGGCCAAGAUCAGAAUAGCAAUGGUAGAAUUAUCCCAUGAUAAAUACUUGUACAUUUAUGCAAAUGAAAUGUGGUGAAUGACAAAGGUCUUAGAACAUGGUUUUAAUAGAAGCUGUAGCCGUAGUAAGAAGGAAUAGAUUAGAAACUUGUAAGUGAACUCUCACUUUCAUAUCGAGGAUGAAACUAGUCAAGUAAAGGAGCGCGUAUUUAUUUAUUAUUUUGAGAGGAAUUUCUUGGGCUUAAAUCAAAGCAUAGUUAACAGUUCACUGGGAAGACACUCCAGUCGUUAUUUCGACAUACUGAAUGUGGUUUUGAGUUUCGUUUUUAUCUUUGAUUUCUUUUUUGUGGGGGGAGGGGAAAUUUGCUUCAUUUCCCGAUGAAAAAAGAUCUGAAUGGAUAGAUUUGUUGACUUUGCUUUGAUUUUAGUUCAAGUGGGUUUGGUGGGCAGUGAUAUCACUGAUAUUAUUGCUGUCAUGGAAUAGGUGUGAUGGGGUUCGAAGUAUAAACGUUCCUCCAUGACCACUCGCUAACCAUGAGUUGGAAAAUGGAGAUUUAUAAAUAAGAACAAAAAAGAAAAAAGAAGCUUUAAAAAAAAAAGGAACAUAAGCCCCGUAAGCCAACUCCUUGCAAUACAAUAAAAUGCUGGUAUGUUAUUUAUGGUGCACCAGUGUAAGAAUUGCUGUUGUACAGUUAGUGUGUAAGAAAAUAUGUUCCUUAUUAUGCAAAUGCAAUGCAAAGAAGUGUUCGUUGUGUACAGGAAAAUUAUCUGAUCUGUACAAAUUUACAGUUUCAUUUCGAAAAGGGGCACAUAAAAACAAGGAAAAAAAAUCAAUUAAUGAAGAAGCUCUGAAACUUUUGAGAAAUUUGUGUUGACUGAUAGCAGGCAGCUGAGAUCAAGAGUAUGAAAAUCCCCUGGGAAAAAGACCUCCAUCCCACCCAUCCGCCCACAAACACACUGCAAAGAUAUGUUUUUCUCAGUGUGGGAGGGGUGUUGGAAAUUUCAGGGGAGGGGUUGCUGGGAAUGGCAGAAAUAGCAAUCAAUAUUUUUUUUUAAAAAAUUUGGUUGGAGAUUUUAUUUGGUAGGCUUUUUUGCAACAAGACUCUGGCCACAUUGAGUGUGCCGUCUCAAAGGCAUCCAAUUUGCUGUAGUCCCAAACAAACUAUGCAGUUAAUGGUACAAUUUUUGAAGGGUACAGUUUUUUCUACCUGCCAAGCACGGUCGUGCCCACUAAGCAUGUAGCUUUAUAAGCUGUAACUAAACACGUCUGUGAUUGGUCAAGUAUCUGAUCCCUGUACUUCUAUCAGCCUGUUAAGGCCGAGUACUAACUGUAUAUCGGACUUAUUAUUUAUUAAUUUGCAUACUGCAAAUAUUUACAUAUAUUUAUAGAUAUAUUUGUACGUGUGUUGUAGGAUUUGUCCCGGUGGCGUUAACAAGUAACAUGCAGUCAGUUUCAGUCACUUUCUCCAUUUUCAAAUAGUUUCCCGGGGAGAAAAUGGAAAUAAUUCCUAAACAUUAUUUUCAGAGGGCUUAUAGCGGCCGUUGGUAUGUAUAUACAUGUAACUGUUAUUUUGGUUCUGUUUUUGUUUUGUAUGUACUGUACUCAAAUUUGUAAAUAUAAAGAGAAAGAGAUAUAAUUUUGUAUAAACCAGCAUUUAAAAGUUACUGUAGCGCCGCGCCUGCAUGAAAGGAGCCAUGCUAAAAAGCAUACAAUAUGUCAUGUACAUUAUUUAUUUCAUUUCUCGGUAACUCGUUUUGUUGAAGUUAUUUUCGUACUUUUCAUUUACCGCAUGUUGCCUCUGUAGCCUAGAAACCGAGAGAUUAUUGUGCUCGUUGCAAAGAUAGCAGAAAUCUCGUGGUGGUGUUGAAAUAUAUCGAGGGGGGGGGAGGGUUUCUGAGUCAUGCAUGUCGAGAUAUGUAGUUUCCAUCAAAAACAUGUAAAUAUGUGAAAUAGUGUUCUAGGUAAGUGUCGAUUAAAAAAAAUAAAUUCAAAACAUGAUAAAUCAGAAGUGCACAUUGGUGAGCAAAAUAAACAAACCUAGCAAAAAAAAUAAAUAAAUAAAAACAAUUACAAAAAAAAAGAAAGAGAAUAGAAAAAUUUAGAAGUUUGAGUACAUACUGUUGACGUAGGUGUAUAGUUAAGAGUGUUAGUAAGACAUUGUGGAUGUUGUACAUGUAUUUGUAAGGAGACAUGCGUCAAAUAGGAAGAGCGUAAAAGUGAAUUCGAUGAUGGAUUUUGCGAAGGGUGUUAAUUAAGAGAUUUGUUUUAAAGGAGAAAUCGUAUCACAUUUUUGAAGGACAGUUUACAGAGUCCUUUUCAGCAUACAAUUCAUUUCACUGACUGUAAAUAAUCAAGAAUAUUUAGACCAGGGUCUGUUGAAAAGUCUUUAUUUUCUUUUUCCCGUUUUUUUUUUUUUUUUGUUCAUACGGAAGAAAAAAAUAUUAACUUUGUCACCUGAGAGCCUUGCUCUUUCUCUAGUUUUCUUUAUUUUUGUUUCUCGUUGAGGAUAGAAAAAUUUAUUUUGUGUCAUUUGCUUUACUCUGAGACGAACCAAUAUUAAGUUGUGCGUUAGUUUUUGGUUUUGACGUCAAAGGUUGAGUUGAGAGAAAUUAUUUUCCAAGUGAAAAGAAAGUGCAGUUUACAUCCAUUGACAUUUAUGUACGGUAUCAUUUAAAUAGUUAGGGGCCUGGCCAACUUCUGGCCCUCGAUCUCUUUACUCGACUCCGAAAUUUCGUUGAGCCCGUUUUACGGAAAAGAGGUUUACACAAAUUGUUCAGCAUUUCCCGUUCAAACUGCAGAUGCCAAUUGAAAGCGGAAAAGUUCAAUGCUUAGUAAUUUUUUUUUUACUUUCCAAGUAAGUACUAAGCAGACUAACAAGGUUAUACUUACAAAGAUAUGGUUACACAGGGCUUGUUGAAUAUGUACAAAAAUGUUUGAUACAGUGUUCGGAUGUAAAUGAUCAUUUUCUUGACCAUUUUAUGGCUUCUAACGUAAAAAGGAAAGUGCAGCAUUUUUGUAAGACAAUUAUCAAACUUAUUUAUUAUAUACAUUCAAGGCACAUUUUGACCGUGUACGUUGAUGUAACGUAGUUCCAAAACUGCCCUUGUGUAGCUGAUAUCGGGAUAUUUGCGAUGCAGCUCGUUCAUUGCGCAACAUUGAAAUUGUCGGCAUUUUGGAAUUUCAUAUCGUUCAAACUGCCUUGUUGACAUCAUUCCGUAUACAUGUACAGUGUUUCGGCUUACGCCAACAUCGUGUUUUGGUCAAACGUAUUUCGAGGCCGCCAUGCUCACUGUUGAUUCACCAGGAAUCUUAUCUUCAAUGGAUAGUUGGGAAAUCUUGUCAAUUUUAUGGGUUGUGCUUCAAAGCACAAAUACUAUAUACAUGUACAUGUACCAUCAUUCAGGUAGGCCUAUGCAUGAGAAGGUAAUCCAAAUAAGUCAGGGUAGCAGGCAUUUUAUUUCUACUCGAGAAGUAUUGCAAGUGACCAUUGUUCCUACCAUGACUCUGGUGCCUCGUAAAAUAAUGUUGGAAGUCGUCAUGUUUAUGUCGAAACCGCAAUUAUGUAACAACGCCUGUGCACGGCCGGAAAUGCCUUACAUUGACCUGUAUUUUUACGGUUUUCCCUAGUAUCUUGAACAAUCCUGAUCCUUCACAGGUGGUUCACUGUUUUACAUAGUUCGCAUUUCGAAAAAAACUUUCAGUUGUUGCUGAAUGUAUACUCCUUGCUUAAAUAUCUAACGCUUACUAUGUAUAAAGAAAAUACUCAGUUAUAAGUUUGAAAUCUGUACAGUGUAGAUUGCUUUAUUGUGUUAUUUUGUUUAUGAAUAAUAGCCACCUUCCAUCCACGUUAUAAAUAAAUAAGUUUACCAGAGAAAACCAGA